This is a messenger RNA of Enterobius vermicularis (human pinworm), 1614 nucleotides long. NCBI's taxonomy places the organism in Eukaryota, Metazoa, Nematoda, Chromadorea, Rhabditida, Oxyuridae. The record is from the annotation of a GenBank genome assembly.
AUGUUUCUCCAGACAACUCUGAUCCUUCUUCUUGGCUUUUCUUCAGUUUCCAGCUACAAAAUCCUAGUAUACUCACGAAAAAUCGCAUACAGUCAUGUUAUGUUUAUGGGCAGAAUAGCUGAUGUAUUAGUUGAUGCUGGACAUGAAGUGCGUAUGGUAGUUUUGCUACAAGAUGCAAUAAGUGACUUUAAGUCAAAUGGUUUUGAAAAGGCUAGAGCAAUUCACAUGCCUGCAACUUUUAAAUUGGACCUUAACUUAACUGAUCAUUUGAAACAAUUUUGGAAUAGUGAGAUGGUGUCUGUGUCAGGACUGAUCCAGUUGAGACCUCAGCUACAAAACAAAGCUCAACUUGAAACUAUGCGCCAGGAAAAAUUUGAUUUGGGCAUUGGGGAGUAUUUUGACCUGUGUUAUUUGGGGUAUUUCAAAGCUAUCGACUUGAAGAGGUACGUAUCGGUAGCUUCCAUCGGACUUUAUGGAAGAUUAGCAGCGUUGCUGGGUAUUGAGAGCAAUCCCAGUUUUGUACCUAAAACCGAAAGUAAGUGGCCAUUUACCACGAAAAUCGCCCUCAUUUUUAGUGCCUUUAAAAAGACUAGUUACGUUUUAGCGUUAUACGGCGACACAACAGAUGUUAUGAGCUAUACCGAAAGAGUGGGGAAUCUAGCAAAGGUUAUGGCAGAAAGAAUCAUUGACUACUUUUUUUAUGACCCUGAAAUGAAAGCAAUGUUCGAACGAAAUCUUGGGAAGGAUUUCGAUGAGGGUGAAGCGCUCGCGAAUAGUACGUAUGUAUUGGUAAAUGCAGAUGAAUUUGUGGAAUUUCCAAGACCGAUGAGUUAUAAAGUUGUCUACAUCAACGGUGUUGCGAGAAAGGAACCAAAACCCCUUGAUAAAAAAUAUCAGAAUGUUUUGGACGGUGCGACUCAAGGCGCAGUCUUCAUAUCAUUUGGUUCAAUGAUGAAGAGUGCUUUGAUGCCCGAUCAAAUGAAAAAUGCGUUUGUAGAAACUAUCAGAAGCUUUCCUCAAAUUAAGUUCAUUUGGAAGUACGAAGCGAGCGAUGAUUUGGGAAGCGAUUUGCCAAACCUUAUAAAGAUUAAUUGGGCACCACAAAUAGAUCUUUUUGCGCAUCCAAAUAUGAAGUGUUUUAUUACCCAUUCGGGUCUAAACAGUGUCUCAGAAGCUAUCAGAGCCGGCAUUCCGAUGAUUACUAUUCCACUCUUUGCCGAACAAUUGAGAAAUUCCAGAAUGGCUGAAAAGCGUCAUAUAUCUGUGAGAUUGAAUAAGCAAACUCUCUCAAAAGAAACCCUUUCAAAUGCCCUUAAAAGUAUUUUAUAUGAUAAGAGAUAUGAGAAAGCAGCGAAAAGAUUACAGCAAAUGAUUCUGGAAAAGCCGUUCAAUGCAACAGAGCGUCUAAUAAAACACGUCGAGUUUGCAGCCAAAUUCGGUCAAGUUGACAACCUCAAUUUGGCGUCCACAAAGCUCUGUUUCUUUCGGUAUUACCUCCUUGACAUAUUAAUUCCCUUUUUCACCAUAUUGCUCUUGCUCAUAGCUCUCAUUGUCUACUUUUUUAUUUUCAUAAUCAAAAAGUUACAGUUCUACAGAAAGGUUAAGUCGGAGUAA